Siniperca chuatsi (mandarin fish) is the source of this 5851-nucleotide messenger RNA. RefSeq names its product SRY-box transcription factor 5 (gene sox5). The coding region runs from base 508 to 2826 and encodes 772 amino acids. The transcript has 15 exons. The record is from RefSeq and is a predicted model, not a curated record. Gene Ontology annotation, cellular component: nucleus. NCBI's taxonomy places the organism in Eukaryota, Metazoa, Chordata, Actinopteri, Centrarchiformes, Sinipercidae. Gene Ontology annotation, molecular function: RNA polymerase II cis-regulatory region sequence-specific DNA binding; DNA-binding transcription factor activity, RNA polymerase II-specific. Gene Ontology annotation, biological process: positive regulation of chondrocyte differentiation; regulation of transcription by RNA polymerase II; cell fate commitment.
UUGCCCAAUGAAACUAAUCUUUUGUUCCGAGAUAAACUGGGGGGGGGGUAUUCAGGGGCCCCUUGAAUUAAGAACACAUUUAGAUGUGGCAAAAAUGUGUUUUUAAUAAACCGUUCAAUCCGGCAAAGUGGUUGAGGAGAGAAAAAAAAAAGAUAACAACAGCUAGUAGGAAUUAAAAAUUUAAAGGAUUACACCAAAAAGCAGAAUGUAUGGAGAUAAAUGCAGGGAUUACAAUGACUUAGGAGGAGAGCGCUUAAAACUCGCUUUCCAAUAAUGCACUCCAUCACUGUGGCUCUGGCCGUGUGUGUGUACAGUAUGUAUGUGUGUCUGUGUGUGUGUGUAUGUUCGUAUGUGGAUGUAUGUGUGUGAUCGAGAGAGGGGUAUCUGCCAUUUCCGUGUGUGUGUGUGUGUGUGUGCUUCGAGUGUGUGCGUUGAGCGCUAGUCUCUCGGCGGAGCGGAGUGUGUGUGAGUUGCCAGUGUGUGUGCGCUCCAGCCUCGGUGGUCGCGAUGCUCUCCGUUCCUGCGUCUCUGAUGUCUUCCAAGCGACCAGCCUCUCCAUAUGGGGGGACAGAUGGAGAGGUAACCAUGGCAACCAGCAGACAGCGAAUGGAGGAUGAGGAGAGCGAGGGACUGGGCGGUGUCAUCCACCUCCCCCUGGCCUCCUACUGCAGCAAGGUGUCCCCUCGCUCGCCCCCCAACCGCAACUUGGACAGCCCCCCCAACAUGGAACAGGACGGCACUAAGGGGAGCUCUCAGAGUCCUUACCCCCAGCACAUUGCUACCUCACCGGGCAAAGAGGAAGGUGGAGGCGGGGGGCGGCCCUGCAGCGACGGGGGCUCAGCCACCGGUACCCUGGGGACCCCCGAGAGACGCAAGGGCAGCCUGGCAGACGUGGUGGACACACUGAAACAACGCAAGAUGGAGGAGCUGAUCAAGAACGAGCCAGAAGAGGCCCCCAGCAUUGAGAGGCUGUUGUCAAAGGACUGGAAGGAUAAACUUUUGGCCAUGGGCUCAGGGCACAUCGGAGAAAUUAAAGGUACCCCAGACAGCCUGGCGGAGAAAGAACGUCAGCUCAUGGGCAUGAUUGGCCAGUUGAGCAGCCUGAGGGAGCAGCUCUUGGCGGCCCACGAGGAGCAGAAGAAGCUGGCCGCCUCGCAGAUGGAGAAGCAGAGGCAGCAGAUGGAGCUGGCCAAGCAGCAGCAGGACCAGAUUGCCCGGCAACAGCAGCAGCUUCUGCAGCAGCAACACAAAAUCAACCUCCUGCAGCAACAAAUCCAGCAGGUCCAGGGCCAACUCCCCCCGCUGAUGAUCCCCGUCUUUCCUCCAGACCAGAGGACUCUGGCAGCGGCUGCAGCCCAGCAGGGCUUCCUCAUGCCCCCUGGCUUCAACUACAAGCCUGGCUGCAGUGACCCCUACCCUCUCCAGCUCAUCCCCACAACAAUGGCUGCUGCUGCUGCUGCCACACCAGGCCUGGGACCCCUACAACUCCAGCAGUUGUACGCAGCUCAGCUCGCUGCCAUGCAGGUUUCCCCGGGGGCCAAGCAGCACGGAGGCAGCCUGCAGUCCCAAGGCAACCUGGGCACACACUCCCCACCCACCAACACACACCCACAGAGCGACAAGGGCCGCAGCUCCCCGCCAUCAAACAAGACCAAGGACAGUGAGGGUGCACAGCCACUGAACCUGUCGGCCAAGCCUAAGGCAUCCGAGAGCAAGUCACCCAACUCCCCCCCAACUUCCCCACAGGUCCCUGCUGCUGCUGCCGCCACCAAGCUGGGCCAUGCCGGCUCCAUGAAGCACAGUGUCGCCCCCUCCAGCAUCGGAGGACCACCGACCAGAGUCAGCUCAAUAGCAGACUUGCUGACGUCGCUGUCCUCGACUGCCUACCUGAAUGACCACGAGGCGGUGACCAAGGCCUUCGCCGAGGCCCGGCAGAUGAAGGAGCAGCUGAAGAGAGAGCAGCAGGUCCUGGACGCCAAGGUCGCCGCCGUCAGCAACCUCAGCCUCAACAAUGGACGCUCAGACAAGGAGAAGGCUGCCUUGGAGAGUCUGAGUCAACAGCUGAAGCAGCAGGCGGAGGACAAGUUCAGCCACACCAUGCUGGACUUCACCAUGAGCGGAGACUCUGACGGCUCCCCCAGCGUGUCAGACUCCAGAAUAUUCCGGGAGGCUCGAGGUCGUGGCAGCGCUGAGCCGCACAUCAAGCGGCCGAUGAACGCCUUCAUGGUUUGGGCUAAGGACGAGAGGAGAAAGAUUCUCCAGGCCUUCCCCGACAUGCACAACUCCAACAUCAGCAAGAUCCUCGGCUCACGCUGGAAAGCCAUGACCAACCUGGAAAAGCAGCCCUACUAUGAGGAGCAGGCUCGUCUCAGCAAGCAGCAUCUGGAAAAAUACCCAGACUACAAGUACAAGCCGCGACCCAAACGCACCUGCCUGGUGGAUGGCAAGAAACUGCGCAUCGGCGAGUACAAGGCCAUCAUGAGGUCCCGUAGACAGGAAAUGAGACAAUAUUUCAGUGUGGGGCAGCAGGGUCAGUUGCCCCUGUCCUCUGCAGGCGUGGUUUACCCAGGUGCCCUGUCCAUGGCGGGAAUGCCCUCACCCCAGAUGCCCUCAGAGCAUUCGAGCAUGUCCAGCAGCCCCGAGCCAAACGCCAACCACCACCACCACCAGAACCCCCACAUGCCCGGCCUGAAGGGGGACGAGCCACGAAUCAAGGAGGAGGAGCUGCGGCUGGACGACAGCAACGGCGACGUGUACGACGACUUCGACUACGAGGAUGAAGAGGCCGAUUACGCCAGCGAUAAUGACAACCAUAUCACCCAAUAGGACGGCGUGAGAGCCGCCCUUUUUUAAAGCCAAUCACAGCUGGUUAAUCCCACACAAUCCCAAACCCACCAAUCAGGAAGAAAACUUUCUCUUUUGCCAAUCACCUUGAGUCCCAAUCUCACAAAUCCCGCCACCCUCUCCCUCUCCUGACUAACAUGGACUCUUUUAACAGAGCCAAACCCCUCCCACUGGAGUCCUGAUACCAGCAUCUGACCAAUCAACUGAAGCACAGGACCUGUCACUCACACUGACUGUUACACAAACUGGAGUCUGGGAGGAAGAGACAACCAAACCAGCUCUGACGUUUGCUGAGGAAUAUUCAAGUACUACUGCAAGAGUGUAAUGCCACGAGUGAGGAGAAAUAAAAAUCACACUCAGAAAGCAACCUUUUAGACCCGUUUGUAGAAAUGGAGACAUUUUAAAAUGACAGACGGAACAGUGGACCUGUCAAAGGCUAACAGAUGACACUUUAAGAUGGCGGACCUGUUUAUUAUCAAGAGACACUUUUAAAAAAACAGCUUUUUUUGUUCUUUGGUUCUAUAAUAUUCUCACUCAGGUACACGGUGCCAAUAAGUGGCUUGUGAAUGUGAUUUGUUGUUUUUGUGCUACAAGUUUGAAUAAUAAUAGAAAAAAAGAGACAUUUCUUUUUUCCCCUUUUGUUGUAAAGCACCUGAAAGACAUCAGACAUGUUUAUUUUUAACGAGAACAUAUCUUUUCUUCGACCUCGCAGUGUGCUGUCAGCGGUUCGCCCCUUUUUUCUCUGUGUUUUUGUGACUGCCCCCACCCACCCAUUUGGAAUCCGAUGGGACGGUCCAGCCAGGACUGACCAGUACAGCGUGGACCGUCCCACUUUGAGGGAUUUUCAGGGGGAGAAGGGGAGUCUCCCUGGCGUCAUGGAGCAGAAACGAAAGCACUGUGUUGUGAGACAAUCCACCAGUUUUCUUCUUGCUCCGUCCCUCUAUCUUGAUCUCGUCCUGGACAAAACAUCAGUGCGACUUAGCUUGAAACAUCCGACAGUGUGAGUGUGUGUCGGCGUGUGCUGUGUGUGUACUCCUUUAUUGGGCGUUUGCACAUGUGUGUGAAAUCUAGCUCUUCUUUUUCAGCGUGAGAAACAGGCUAAAAUUGUCUAGGAUACAGAAAGACAGGCAACUUACACUGCUGCUGUUAUUUACUGUACCACACUCACACACACACUCUCACACACACAACUGUUGUUCUGUCCUCAGUGUUUUCCUGCUCCCUCCAAUCAACAUCGUCCUGCUGUCCCCCAGUGGGCGGAGCCGAGGUGAAGUCAGCCAGUCAGUGUUUCUGUUUGUAUUUGAAUACUGUAUUUUAUUAUUUCUCUUCAAACUGCCUCUAGUCUAAUAAUAUUAUUAACAAUAAUUAUAAGGAUGGUCAGCGUUUCCUAAGUUUAGUAAGUUAUGUGCAGUAUAAUUUAUUUUUCUCCUCUUUAUCGGGUUUUUAUGACCAUAUGAAACUAUGACAGUCAAUGAAACAUUAUUCUAUUUAGCUGGUAGGUAUUUAGAUCUAAACAAAAGUUGUCAAUUUACCUUGCUUUGUUUUGCAUUCUUAUGUUCCCUUCUUUUUUGAUGCGUUCGUUUUGUAUUAAUCCUCCGGACGGGUGGGCAGGCGGAGUUAGGACAGUGAGCUGGACUGACAGACUCGACGCCAGCCCUCCUCCGAGCUGAAGACAUAACCUUUUCAUGUCCAAACCCAUUUCUAAAAAGCACUCAGACUCUGUGCAGUCAGAGAAAAAGAAGAACAUGAUUUUUUUAUUGUUAUUAUAAUUUUAUUUGUAAUGGUUAUUAUAAUGUAUAAUGUGAAGUUUCCUCUCUUUUAUUUUGCUCUUUUUUGUUUUUUGUUUUGUUUUUUGGAAAUCAGUUUUUAUCACUUUUGGAAACUGUUUUCUGUGAACAAAGAGUCCCGUCCCCGUUUGCUAGUUUGGCCGCCUCACCUUAACACAGUGGAACGUCAUUGGCUUGGAUCCACACACAUGUACAUGCACAUACACAAUCACUAACACACACACACACACACACACACACAUUUAAAAUGAAGAGAUUAUCAUGACAACCAAACAAAUCCUAUGCUGUCCUUUUUCUGUUUCUUGAAAUCUAGAAUUCUAGAUUUAAAAUCCUGUACAUAUAUUUUGUUUGGUGUUUUUUAAAUCAUAGGAAAGCAGUGUUUACCGUGAUCCACCAAUGGUGUUCCACUGCCUGAGUAUGUGAGACAACCAGGCGUAUCUACAGUAUCUUUAAAGUCACUUCUCAUCAGGAGCCCUUUGCUUUGUUUUAGCUCCACACUAUGCUAUAAGAGCCAUGACUACUCUUCAGGUGUGCUGUCACAUAGUGAUCCCCACAAUCAUUCUCGCUGUAGAUGUUCGCUACAUGCCACAUAAUGAGCCUCUGGGUCUUAAUUUUGCUGUAUAGUCACCCCUGUUAUCACACCAUGGUUCAACCCGAUGCUGGAGAGAGGGGACUAAGUGGAUCAGUCCAUUUUUAGGGUAUCAGGUGGGUGGGUGGGGCAUUAAGACGUCAAUCAUCCCUGCUGGCAAGGUCUAUCCCCAUAUCAAGACAAUGAAAAUGAUGAUGAUGAUGAUGAUGAUGAUGAUGAUGAUGAUGAUAUUAUUUAAGACAAUCAAAGUCAUGAGUGGAGCUCAAAACAAAGUAAGAAUUAUUACAAGUAAAAAAAAAAUAUCUUACCAUCUCAACUUGAAAAAUCAAGAAAGAUAAUUAUGUAAAUAUAACAUAGAGUUAUAGAUUUAUAUUUUGUUCAUAACACAGUGUAAUAUAAGUUGUAUAUUUCUUUUUUUCUCUCCCUACUGUCUCUUUUAUUGAUGUUAUCCAUGCCACAGAAAAGCAGGAGUCUCCGUACUCUCACAAAAAAAUGAAGAAAAAUAUCUAAGAAAUAAAGAAAAACAGGAAAAAAAGCCGUGGGCUGCCACCACCAUCUGUUCUAAGUUCACUUUUUUUCAGUAUUACUGCCAGACAAGGCUCUAAUAAAGACAGCAAUGUGUUCGGUAAAA